GAGUCUAAACAUUCGAAAACAUCAGCGCGAAAAUACAGGUCGACAGGUGAUUAUAACAUAUCGGUACCUUAGUUUUGAGAUUUUGUUGCUCUUUUUCUGCUGUGUCGUCUGUGUUUUAAGUCAUAUCUAGUCUAAACAUAUUGGUCAAAGUAAUUUUCGACUUAUUAAUGCUAUCUAAGCUCUAAGGCGUUGGUGGUUAGCUAUUUAGCUAGCCGUUUCUGUACGGGUAACACUAUGAAGCCGUCAAGAGGCUCAAAACGACCUCCAACAAAAGCCCCCAACCCGAAAAAGAAAAAAGAAAAGGCGUCGGGAUUUCCUGCAAAAGUGGAUCAGGAGCAAGGUGAUGAUGCGAAGAUCCCCCCCUCAAAACCACUUAAGAGGAGGAAAGCUAAAGGAGAUUCACCUUCAGCGUCAAAGAAAAUGACCAUUCAGGACAGCUGGAGGCCGAUGCCCCCGUCCACCAUCAAUGCUGUGGAGAACAUAUUGGACUUAUCCAUACUAGCAACACUUGGUUUAAAGCGGACAGGGAAGAAAGAGAGCCAGGAACAUCUAAACAGCAUCAAAAAUAAGUUUUUAGCUCAUUGUGCACAACUUAAGGUUCCAGUGCAGAAACGGGGAGAUCUGAUUCAUUCAUCUCAACGCCACCAGGAGGAGACCAAGAAGUCUGAGCUCGGAAAGACGAUGCUGAACUCCCUGAAGGAAGACUUGAAGGCUGUUGUCAGAGUUCUGGAAAGGACAGAGGAGCAGACGGUGUCGUUACAGCAGACAUGCUCAAAGCUGAGAGAUGAGUUGGAGGAAGAAGAAAAGAAAGCAAAACAGAUUUUAGAAAUAAGUGAUCAAUGCGUUCUCAAGCUUCCGUCUCUUCUGCCACAAACAGAGGAAAUCACAUUAGAGUCUCGUUUACGGAAAAUAAUACCAGAGUGUGAUUGUGAGACUACAGCACAGAAGCUGGGCAUUAUUCUGCAGAAACCAGCUACCACCCAGGAUGCCCAGGUCCUAUUACUGCAGGCACAGAAACAUGCUGAUCACCUCUUCCCCUCACUGAGCAGUGGUGCAACUUAUGAAGAUGAAGUAGAAACACAUUUUUCGUAAAAGGUUUUUAAUGCAGAAAAUGUUUUUUCAGUUUUUUUUUAUUAGGUUGAUUGUUGUGGUUAGAUUUAUCUUGCAAAAACAGCUGAACUGUUUUUGCUUUCUAACUUGUUUUUGCUUUCUGAUCCAUUUAUUUUACAAUUAUAAUUGUUAACUUUGAAACAUAAGACAUAUUUGCCUUUUGUCUGUCCAGCCUUGCGCUACAUUUAUAUACGUCACUAAAAUGCCAUAUUGUUUUCAAAUAAAGUUUCACUCUGCAA
Messenger RNA from Xiphophorus maculatus (southern platyfish), 1349 nucleotides. RefSeq names its product centromere protein Q (gene cenpq). The transcript is spliced from 8 exons. The record is from RefSeq and is a predicted model, not a curated record. Bases 235 to 1092 code for a protein of 285 amino acids. Lineage: Eukaryota; Metazoa; Chordata; Actinopteri; Cyprinodontiformes; Poeciliidae.